This is a messenger RNA of Bemisia tabaci, 2881 nucleotides long. NCBI's taxonomy places the organism in Eukaryota, Metazoa, Arthropoda, Insecta, Hemiptera, Aleyrodidae. The record is from RefSeq and is a predicted model, not a curated record.
AUCACUUAACUCCUAGGUUCAGUAGCUAUGCACUCAAAUUUAUCACUUCGCGAUUCGCGCUCCUCGAGUGACGGAUUACAUGUGCCACCGAUAUGGUUCUAAAACACCCAAAACAUAUCACUCGGCAAAAUUGCUCCACGGCCAGCCGUUUCAAAAGUGUUUCGAAAAUAUUUAAAUCGUGCUUAUCAGUGAAACUCGACCACGAAAAUGACCCGCAUAAACGCGCACGGAGUCAAAAAGAAGGACAGCUUUUUUGGACCUUUUGUGGCAUCCAUCCCAGCUUUUGUGACGCAAGUGCUGGCCGGAGUUCUGGAGGGACACGCCGCGGUCCUUCUGCCGCAGCUAAAUGAUGCCUCAAGCCCAGUUUCCAUCAGCACCGAUGACGCUCCCUGGAUAGUGAGUUUGGGUUUUGUUCUCACUCCUUUUAUUGCGGUUAUUAGGAAGCCUUUAAUGGACACCUUCGGUCGAAAAUGCAACUUGUAUCUAUUCUUCGUCCUAUCAACUUUUGGCUUUCUGUCUGUGUCCGUCGCAUCGGCACCUGCUCAUCUCUAUCUCGGCCGUGUUAUUUCUUCAGCAGCUUACGGUCUCAGCCCUGACUCCUUCGUCUACGUAAGCGAAAUCUGUGCGGACGGUCAAAGGUCUAGCUUCCUUUUCUUCCUAAGCCUAAUGCGUCCAGUGGGGUUGCUGAUGGUCUACUCUCUCAGCAACAUUUUGGAAUGGGGCAUUUGUUCAAUGGUUUUUGUAGUGACAUCACAUAUCGGCCUUCUCUUCGUUUUCCACGUGCCUCAGUCACCUGUCUGGCUGGUCCAACAAAGUAGACUCGAGGAGGCAGCCACUAGUCUUAAAUGGCUCCGAAGUGACCAUGACGUCAUCGAUAAGGAAAUCGCUGCGAUGAAAAUUUCGACCCCAGACGAGGAAUUUCAGCAACGGUCCGGGCUCGCCGCGUUCUUCAACCCAUCGAUUUUCAAACCCUUGGCAGCCUUGGUUGCCUAUUCAGUCUUGCAACAUGCCACCGGGCUUUUAGUCGUUCUUAGCUUCGCACUAGACUUUUUCGGCUCGCUCAGUUCACCGUUCAACCCGGCUUAUGUGAUAGUCUGCAUAGCGUUUUAUAGGAUAUUUUUAACCGCGUUUUGGGUUUACCUUUCGAGUAAGUUUGACAAGGUCUUUUUGACCACCACAGCGGCGUUUGGCGCAGGUUGUCUGGUUCUCUCUGUGUGCGUCAUGCAAGUUGCCUAUCCUGAUGUGGUCGGGCGAAACGAAUCUCUUCAACUAUUACAGCUUUCUCUCUGCGCGAGUUAUACUCUGAUCGGUGGCGGCAUUGAUUUUCAUAACUUGCCGGUUGAUCUGAGAACGGUCUUUCCACCGGAUGUGCUGGGCACUGUUCGAGGUUUCGUAAAAUUUUUGGGUGGCAUGUUCUUGUUUUUAUCAAUGUUGUCUUAUCCGUUCCUCGUCAGGGUUUUUGGCCUGAGUUGGGUUUUGUUUUUCUUUGGAAUAAGUUGUUUUUCUUUUGGAUUGUUAGUGAAGAGCCUGUUACCUAAAUUCAAGGGUAAGACUAGAACAGAUGACACUGAAGGCACUCACUCCACGAGACUGCAGCUGACGACAUACCUAUGAUCUUUAAUAGAAAAUAAAAUAGACGUACUUUUUGCGUAGAGGGCUUUAAAUGACUGCCCAUGGCGUCGAAUAAUUGUAAAACCGAAAUGUUUCUCCGAAUUAAAUAAUUUGUAUGCGAAUAUCCACUCAUCUACAUAUCGAUGGUCAAAGUGCGAAACCACGAAUUUCCAUUGCGGUGUUUCAAAAUCUCUGAUCCUAUUUUAUUUUUUUAAAGAAACAUGGAAAAAGUAUCACAAUCCCAGCUCUACUCCUGGCUACUUUUGGCGCCAGAUAUAAGAGUCGUUGCACCGGUCAGAGGCACGGUUGAGUCUACCGAAAGUGUGGUUGGAUCAACCAUACCACUAACUAGUACAGCUAUACUCUUAUAUCUGGCGCCAAAAUUAGCCAAGAGUAUAGUUGGGACUGUGACACAUUUUUUUCGGUGAAAAAAAGACAAUUAUACAGCUAGAAAUCUAUAAUAUUCUACUAACAGAGAAGAAAUAUCAAGGAAGUUUAAAAAAACUAAGCGCUCGAGUUGACUUUAGUUUUUAAAUGAAAAAAUAAAGUAUAUGGUAGGAAGUCUGCGACGUUGAAAACAAAGAUAGGUCGUGGUUUGUGGUUCCGCACUUUGGCCAUCGACAUGUUCCUGUUUUCGAUAAACUUGUUUGUGAUAUAUUUGGGAUCAGAGAAUCAAUAAUGAUUCCUUCGGUACCUAUACUUACAACCUUGUUUUACGUAUAGUUUCAAUGAGCGUGUUUUAAGCGUAUCGUUAAAGAUUUUCAUCCUACAUUAGGAGUUUCUUACACUGAUUUAUAAUAUUUCAUGUCUCCUUGUUUACUCUGACAGGGAAAUAACUGUAUCAUACCGCAACAGUAAUGACUCAAUUUUGAUGCACGUACAAUGUAAUGCAGUAGGUACUUUAUUUGAAAAAUUGAGAUAAAGUAAGGAAAAAAAUUAAAAAUACUCAAUUUGGUUGGCUUUUUAAAUGGAGCAAAAUUGAAAUGUGCCAAAAAAUCGACAAUUAUGGAGAUUGAGCAUUAGUAGCUCAUUUUGAUAUAUAUGUAUUGAAAAGAAACAAACGAAACUUAAAGUCUUUUACAUUCCCGAUUCAUAGAGCUAUAUCCUCAAAGAUUUCUUAUGGCUUCAAAAUAAUUGCAGAUGCUUGUCAUAAAAUUAUGCUGUGAAAAAUACCAUUGUGAAUACUUUUGAUACACUUAAAUGUUUGAUGUGAGUAUCGGUGGCACAUGCUAUCAGCUUAAAUAAAUGUAUUUCUCUUUUAAUUUCAAAA